Anopheles nili is the source of this 900-nucleotide messenger RNA. Its product is annotated as PXMP2/4 family protein 3. The transcript has 4 exons. NCBI's taxonomy places the organism in Eukaryota, Metazoa, Arthropoda, Insecta, Diptera, Culicidae. Bases 128 to 706 code for a protein of 192 amino acids. The record is from RefSeq and is a predicted model, not a curated record. Gene Ontology annotation, cellular component: membrane; cytoplasm.
AUUCCUACGUUUUAUGUGAAAUCGUUUGCAUUUGCUUUCAAGGUCAGACUGAGUACCGUUUUGUUAAUCCUCUUUCCCGUUUUCGUGCUAAUUUUUGCCGUUUAGCUACUGCAGCCAGAAAAAGAAAAUGUCUCUGUCGAAACCGAUUUACACUUUACUCGGUUCCUACCUGGAACAACUCUUCGAACAUCCACUGCGCACAAAAGCAUUAACAAGCUGCGUCAUCGCGUCUUCCGCAAACUUGGUUUCCCAGAAGCUAGCAGGCGUGAAGGAACUCAACAAGGACUCGGUGAUGGCGUACGGGCUGUUCGGGUUGAUCUUUACCGGGCCUCUGUCGCACUUUUUCUACAGCUGGCUGGAUCGAAUCACAAACGACACCCGGUUCAAGAAGCUCUUUAUGGUGCUCGGUGAGCGGGCAUUAUUUGCUCCAAUCAUAACCGGCCUGUCGCUGUACUUUAUCUCGCGGUUCGAAUAUAAAAGUCAUGAUGAGGCGCUCGGUAACUUGCUUACGCAGUACAAAAGCAUCCUACGGGGCAACUGGAAAUUCCUAACGCUGCCGGUGUUCAUCAACUUCAACUACAUUCCACCUAUGCUACGCGUCCUUUUUGCCAACAUAAUCGGUUUCUGCUGGAUGGUGAUAUUGUCCACGAAGAGAAGGAAAGCAGAGCAACGUCGCCAACAACAGGAACAGGCAAAAACCAAGUAAAACUGAUGAACUGGAAUAACUGACACAUGGAGUUCGUUUGAGGAAUUGCAUUUAGUUGCGGAAGCAAUGGCUUUUGGGGGAAAAAUAAGCAAGUUUGGAAGCCAACGCGGCUGCGGUUAUGGGGAACAUAAUGUUGCAAUAGUUUUACUCUGUCAAAAGUCAAGGAUAUUAUUUUGUUUUACUUAGUCGAAAAU